This is a messenger RNA of Astrephomene gubernaculifera, 2249 nucleotides long. The record is from the annotation of a GenBank genome assembly. Lineage: Eukaryota; Viridiplantae; Chlorophyta; Chlorophyceae; Chlamydomonadales; Astrephomenaceae.
CCCAGCACACACGUAAACGUUUAUUGCUCUCGAAUACCAUGCAUGGCUACGCUAGCAACCACAAUUGAAAGUAACUUCUCUUGUUAGGGUAUUGCCUGAAAAAUGUCGGGCCUGGGAGGCUUGAGGGGCGUCUCUGCAGGCCAAGAUGCCCGUUUCUCAGACAAACAAAAGAAGGCCUUAAAGGAUCUUGUUAAGGCUGGAAAGGUGCCUAAGGAGCUCGACCUUAAGGUCGACUUGAAGAAAGUGAAUUGGCCGGUUAUGAAGGAAUGGAUUGCUAAGCGGGUCACCCAGCUUCUAGGCGGCCUGGAGGAGGAGGUCCUCAUAGGCAUGGUGUACAACUUUUUGGAGGACCCGGAGAUGAACGGCAAGAUGCUGUAUGUCAACCUCCUGCCCUUCCUGGAGAAGAACACCUCGCUGUUCUGCAAGGGCGACUGGCUAGCAGGUUGACUUGAAUAUCGGGAGAAGCGCCGAACGAAUGGCAUUGGCGAGCGCGCGCAUGCACCAGUCUGGCAUCCCCCUCUUUGCCUGCGGAGUGUGGGCAAAGGAGCUCUGGCUGCUGCUACACAGCGCGAACCAGACGGCCUCGCACAUACCCCAGCAAAUGUUGGAUGCGGAGGCGGAGCGGCAACGGCAGCAGCGGCAGCAGCAGGAGGCAAUUCAGGCGGAGCUGGAGCGGCGGCGAGUGGCGCAGGAGGCUGAGCGUGCCGCGCAGCUCCUAGCCGUGCAGCAGCAGAUCACAGAGCGGCAUGGGGGCGAUGGCGCCGGUGCAGGCGUGAAGCGCGAGGGCGACGCUGCGGGCGGUAAUGGGCAGCCGCUGCCGCCACCUCCAGCGCGAGGGGAGCGCCGGGAGCGGCGAGGCUGGGAGCCGCGGGACCCGGAGCCCUCCGCGGCACCACACAGAGAGCGGGAGCGGCACCGGUGGGAGCCCCGCGAUGUGGAGCCGCAGGCUACCACAACAAGGCGGGAGCGCCGGGGCUGGGAGCCUCGGGAGCCGGAGCCCGACCCACGGGACCGUGAUCGGGACCGUGGACGACCCAGUCGCUGGGAUUCCGGACGCGCUGGGCGUGAUGCUCGGGACCGUGACCGGGAUGGACGUGACCGGGAGCGAGCCAGUCGCUGGCGCUCUCCAGAACGGCGUCGCUCCCCAGAGCAGCGCCGCCGCUCGCCGGAUCGGGAACGGGACCGCUCGCGGGGCCGAGACCGCUCGCGGGAAAGAGACCGGUCGCGGGAUAGGGAGCGAUCACGUGACAGGGGCAGGGACCGCCGCUCUCGCUCCCGCUCUCGUUCCCGGUCGCGCUCCGAGUCACGAUCGCGGUCACGGUCGCGCUCAAAGUCGCGGUCCCCAGAUCGCCGCUCCAGGUCAAGGUCGCCGGCUGCACGAGAGCGGAGUCGUGACCGCAUCGGCGGGCGCAUGCGGGCCCAGGCAAGGCGCAGCCGCAGUCGUUCGCCUUCUGAGGAGCCACAGCAGCAGCCGGUGCAAACGCAGGAGCGGGAGCCUAGUCCUGCCAGGUCACCAGAGGUUCGCGCUAAGGAGGAGCUGCCCUCACCGCCACGAGACAUGGAGGUCGCGGAGGCACGCGGAGAUGGAGAUGAGCCAGGUAGCGGGCGACGCGAGAAGGACCGGGAGCGACACAAGAAGGAAAAGAAGGAGCACAAGAAGGAGAAGAAGAGCAAGCACAAGAAGGAAAAGAAAAGCAAGCGGUAUCGGCGCGGCGUGGAUGGGGGUGAUGGCGAGGGCGAGCCGCGCUCGGAAGACGGCGUGGGUGAAGGUCAGGCUGCUGUGGCCGAGGGCAGUGAUGGCGAGCCCUCGGACCCAGAGCUAGCUGAGCUGCGAGCCAAGGCGCUGCAGUCGGCCCGAUCGACAUAAAGUUAGCAGGAUUGGCAUACUGACGCCAAUGAGAAAGCGGUCUACUGGGCACUGGUUGACGUGCGAGUAGCCGUUGUUAUCAGCGCUAUCUUUGUAGUGAUGUGGCUGUGUAGGAUCGCUUCCAUAUACGACAUUGGCACGACUCAUUCAGAAAUGGGCAAGACAAAUGCUGGUGGUAAUUUGUGAAGACGUGUGAAGAUGGGCUGCCUAACCCUACGCCCGCAAUACCGUUGUAGUAUGACCGACACACAGCCCGGGUUACACGGUAGCAACAUGUUCACAAGUCGCGUAUCGUCGAUAGUUCUAAAUACAGUUAUACACGCGUGACACAUGUAACAGAGACCUCAAGUGGUAAACGACACUGUGUAAUCUUGGUCUCCUG